AUGGCAGUUUGGUUCUUCUCUGCCGCUAAAGCUGUUGCGGAGCUUCACUGCCGUUAUACUUGCGUCGUCAAUCACGAUGACCAGCAUCACCGGGUGCAGUUUCCGGGGGAGGGGCAUGGCAAUGGGCAUGGCGUGUGUAAUCUUUGCAUUUUUUGCAAGUCAGAUCCUGUUUCGGCGCCAACAUUGAUUCAGGCAGCCGCCUUGACAAAGUGGAUGACAAAACAGCCCGUGUCUGCCAUCUGCGUAACUGAGGUACUCAGGAGGGCGAUAACAAAACUGACUAACCACUGA
Messenger RNA from Pochonia chlamydosporia 170, 291 nucleotides. RefSeq lists its product as hypothetical. Bases 1 to 291 code for a protein of 96 amino acids. Lineage: Eukaryota; Fungi; Ascomycota; Sordariomycetes; Hypocreales; Clavicipitaceae. The record is from RefSeq and is a predicted model, not a curated record. The transcript has a single exon.